Hippocampus comes (tiger tail seahorse) is the source of this 3300-nucleotide messenger RNA. RefSeq names its product dual-specificity tyrosine-(Y)-phosphorylation regulated kinase 2 (gene dyrk2). The record is from RefSeq and is a predicted model, not a curated record. Bases 262 to 1986 code for a protein of 574 amino acids. NCBI's taxonomy places the organism in Eukaryota, Metazoa, Chordata, Actinopteri, Syngnathiformes, Syngnathidae. The transcript is spliced from 7 exons. Gene Ontology annotation, molecular function: protein serine/threonine/tyrosine kinase activity; ATP binding; protein serine/threonine kinase activity. Gene Ontology annotation, cellular component: cytoplasm; nucleus; cytoskeleton. Gene Ontology annotation, biological process: peptidyl-threonine phosphorylation; peptidyl-serine phosphorylation.
CGCGCGCGCACAGACACACACUUCUCGUCAAGGGAUUGCUUUUUGUUCUUGCAGCGACUGACUGAUGCGAUCAUCGUGACGCUUCCCCGUCACCCCUUCACAAUGCGUGUGCGCGUGCGUUGAAAGAGGACAAGUCGACUGACUCCACUGUAGGACGACAAGGACUUUCUUGAAAUUAGCGCCGGAGCAGGAGGUGGGGGAGGCGGCGAUGUCCUGAGUGUGUAUGCGCGCGUGCGCGACCAGAGGGGAGCAGCGGCCGCCAUGUUAACCAAGAAGCCCGGAGCAUCGGUCCUCCCGACGGGCAAGGCGGGCGAGCCGGUCUUCUCUCCCGGUCCCGGCGGCGCCCUGACGACGUCGCCCGUCACGCUGCCGCCUCUGCGCAACAACAACAACAACCUCAACCCACUGACAGGUGGCGCUAAAGCGGCCAUGUCGGAGGGCGUGCACAUCACGCAGCUGUUUGACGACAGCGGGGUGAAGCGAGCUCAUCCGAGCGGCCCGCAGCUCAACGGUCUGGCGUCGCUCGCCCCCUCCCGGCCGGAGCGCCCCUCCGCCGCCGGCCCGGAUCCGGCCCACCACGGGCGCCCCGGCGCUACCUCGCACAAGGCGCCCGAGGGCAAAGCCAAACCGGCCGCCUACACGCCCGAGCAGGCCAUGAAGCAGUUCAUGUCCAAGAUGUCGUCCUUCGAACACCACGAGGUCUUCAGCUACCUCGAGGUCUAUUUUGUCGGUCCCAACGCUAAGAAGAGGGCGGGCGUCCUGGGAGGCGCCAACAACUGCGGCUACGAUGACGAGCAGGGUUCCUACAUCCAAGUGCCGCACGACCAAAUCGCCUAUCGAUACGAAGUCCUCAAGGUGAUCGGCAAGGGCAGCUUUGGACAGGUGGUGAAGGCGUUCGACCACAAAACGCAGACGCACGUGGCGCUGAAGAUGGUGCGCAACGAGAAGCGCUUCCACCGGCAGGCGGCCGAGGAGAUCCGCAUCCUGGAGCACCUGAGGAAGCAGGACAAGGACUCCAGCAUGAACGUCAUCCACAUGCUGGAGAACUUCACCUUCCGCAACCACAUCUGCAUGACCUUUGAGCUGCUCAGCAUGAACCUGUAUGAGCUGAUCAAGAAGAACAAGUUCCAGGGCUUCAGUCUGCCCCUGGUGCGCAAGUUUGCGCACUCCAUCCUGCAGUGUCUCGACUCGCUGCACAAGAACCGCAUCAUCCACUGCGACCUCAAGCCCGAGAACAUCCUGCUCAAGCAGCAGGGACGCAGCGGAAUCAAGGUGAUCGAUUUUGGCUCCAGCUGCUACGAACAUCAGAGAGUUUACACGUACAUCCAGUCCAGGUUCUAUCGGGCCCCAGAAGUCAUCCUCGGUUCCAGGUACGGGAUGCCCAUCGACAUGUGGUCCCUGGGCUGCAUCCUGGCCGAGCUCCUGACGGGUUGUCCCCUGCUUCCGGGCGAGGACGAAGGCGACCAGCUGGCCUGCAUCGUGGAGCUUCUGGGCAUGCCGAGCCAGAAGCUCCUGGACAACUCCAAGCGAGCCAAGAAUUUCGUGUCGUCCAAAGGGUACCCACGCUACUGCACCGUCAGCACCCUGCCCGACGGCACCGCAGCGCUCAGCGGCGGGCGCUCGCGGCGCGGGAAGCUGCGGGGUCCGCCGUGCAGCAAGGACUGGAGCGCGGCGUUGAAGGGCUGUGACGAUGCGCUCUUCUCGGACUUCCUCAAACAGUGUCUGGAGUGGGACCCCGCCAUCAGGAUGACGCCCAGCCAGGCGCUGCGCCACCCCUGGCUGAGGAGGCGACUCCCCAAACCGCCCGCAGGCAACGCCGCGGACAAGACGGCCUCCUCCAAACGCGCCACCCCCGCCGACGGCGCCAUCACCUCCAUCUCCAAGCUCUCGGCCACCUCAGCCAAAACCAGGACUAACCUGGCACCCAUCACCGACGCCAACGGGAACAUCCAACAGCGAACAGUCCUGCCCAAACUGGUAAGCUGAAAGCGAGUGCACCCCCGGCCCAACGAGGAAGCACUCACGAGCUCGCGGAUGCCACGUCACCGACAGCACAGUCGAUCGACUUGAGGCUGCCUGGGGUGCGUUCGGUGCCGAUGGGAGGAAAACACACCGUCCCCGGUGGUGCCUUCAGGCUCCUCCGGCAGAGUGACGCAGACAAUCAAUACAAACGGCGCAGAUGGAGGGAACAAGGCUGUUUUCAUCUUUUAGCACAUUAUUCCAUCAACGAUUAGGCACCCCAAAAACAUUUUUAUCUGGAGGAUGACGCUCACAAAACUAGCCGUGCGCGCCGCUGAUGGAGCUACUGACACAUUAAUCGGCGUUGGGAACUCUUAGCCACAUCAAGCUCUCGGCAGACUAAUCUAGCAGAGAAGUCUUACGUCGCAUUCAAUAACUCAAUGUGUGCUUUGUUUUCAGUUAGCACCUCUGUUAGCAUCACGCUCAGAAGAGAGGCUUCUUGUUUCUGUGCGAUUAGCAUCAUGAGACGCCACCAUGCUAACUCCUGUCAGAGGCUAAUUCAGGACAGAUGCUACACACAUCCAAAGGGUACAAUGGCUUCAUUUUUCGAAUACUGCCAAUUGACGCCAGCUGUUUACAGUCCCCAACCGCCCUCCCACCGCUCCUAAAAAGAUGAUGAUGAUGAUGAAGGGUCCGUGUCAACACAACAUGCUACACUGUGAGGGCGUCAGCCAUUUAAAGCCAUUUUCUAUCCUCGGGGCGUAUGUGUGCGCGCGUGCGCGCGUCCACAUGAUAAAUCGCACAGCAAUUGAACGCCUCACGAAGACGUGCAGGCGGGAUAUUAUUUAUGAAUAUUUAUUAUCAACAUUUUUGUUCUAACCAGGAUGUGCAGCAAAUACUUGAAUGUGUGCGUGUGCCUGUUUGUUUGAAAACCAAAACGCAAGUGGCAGUGAUACUACAAUGAUGAUGAUCUCAGCGACGUAGCAUACAGGCGAGCCGACAAGAACACACUAUCUGCUUUGUGAUUGAAAUGUUUUUUCUUUUGUUCCACUGAGCAAGACGACUAAACUUUUGUGCCUUCAAAGAUCGACAUCAAGCCAGAAAGCGAACUUUUUACAACAGGAAGUUGCACUUGUGAGAGGCGGGUCUUGGUGGAGAAACGCCAUCAGCCAGAUAUCACACGUCGCCAACGACAAAGACGGCAGGGUUAAGCUAACACUAGCCAAUCCACCGCUAGCAUCCGAAUGCUAGCCGAUAUGCUGCAAUGACGCUUGUUUUUGUAACAGUGACGUAAGAACUACUGCUAACAUCGCGAGUAAUUCGUUUUGAUAAGUUCUUAAA